Phascolarctos cinereus (koala) is the source of this 1239-nucleotide messenger RNA. RefSeq lists its product as uncharacterized. Gene Ontology annotation, molecular function: peroxiredoxin activity. The record is from RefSeq and is a predicted model, not a curated record. Lineage: Eukaryota; Metazoa; Chordata; Mammalia; Diprotodontia; Phascolarctidae.
GGGCAGACCCUUCCCGGGGAGGGUAGAAAAGGGACGAGUCCUGCAGGCGCAAGCUCAGUUUUACUCUCCCAGUCUCCAGAAGUCCGGUCGGGAAAGGCGAGGAACCCGCGGGCAGGAGCCGAGCCGACCCGGGACGCUCUACAAUGGGGCUGCUGCUUCGCCUUCUGCGCCCGGGGCUGGGCUCGUGUGUUCCUCGAUUAUUGGCAAAUAGACUUGGGACGCUUUCAACAGUUAAAGUAACAAGCCAUUCGAAUGAUGCUCAGCCAGAACCUACAAAGCCUAUUGGUCGUUAUCCUAUUCCUUAUAAAAAGGAACUACCUUUUGAUAUAGUGGAGCUUAUGGAAGAGGUGGAAAAAAAGACUGGAUUUCUACCCAAUGUCUUUAAGGCAUUAGCACAUCGACCAGAGGAAUUCAGAGCAUUUUUUGCUUACUACAAUGCCAUUGUCAACAAAGAAACAGGACAUCUCAGCAAGGCUGAUAAAGAACUCAUCAUUGUAGCUACAAGUGCUACUAAUAGGUGCCCCUACUGUGUAAUUGCCCAUAGUGCUCUACACAGAAUAUAUUCCAAAAAUGCUAUUCUGGCUGAUCAGGUCAUUGUUAAUUGGAGAAAGGCUGACUUAUCACCUCGAGAGUUGGCGAUGCUAGAAUUUGCUCUUGCUGUUAGUCGUGCUGAAGACAUAACAGAAGAACAUUUUAAAAAGCUGGAAUUGCAGGGUUUUGAUCGAGAAGAUGCCUGGGACAUAGCUUCUAUUUCUGCUUUCUUUGGCAUGUCUAACCGUAUUUCUCAUUUAAUUGACCUGAUGCCCAACAAAGAAUUUUAUUCACUGGGUAGAAAAAAUGAUCAAGAUAUGUAAGAGCAUAUCCACCGCAGAGGCACAAUAAAAUGUAUAUUUAUUCGUGCCAGUUAUGGAAUACCUAUUAGUAAGUUUUCCCUUAAUAUUUAGUUUAUACACACAAUGGGAAAUAAAGUAAUUUACUGUUCUACCUGGUAAUACAGCUUUUGCUAAGUUCAUUACACUUAAUGGUAAUAGUUGAAACUUGAUGAAAUUUAGUGCUUCUUGUAAGCAUUGAUAAUUCAGAAGGCUUUGUACCCAUACAGGAGGCUAUCUUCAGUGUUUUUAUUAUGAAAAAGUUACCUUUGUUUCUAACUACCCCUCCCACUUUUCCCCUUUCUAUAACAUUCGCUUAUUAAAAAAUAACAGUCCAGCAACCAAUACAUUGACUGAGUCUGACAGUAAA